Adineta ricciae is the source of this 477-nucleotide messenger RNA. Lineage: Eukaryota; Metazoa; Rotifera; Eurotatoria; Adinetida; Adinetidae. The record is from the annotation of a GenBank genome assembly.
AUGAAAGUUGAAAUUAGUUUCUUGGCAAUACUUUUUUUCGGUUGUACACUGAUUGAUGUACAGAGCAAGCAAGUCAACGAUGAUUGUAUGGUCGAUCCUGGAUUUAUUGACGAAUGUGUUCAAUGGAUCAAUGCAACCUGUGAGAAUGCAACAUUCGUGACAGAUAGACUCGCAUAUAUGGAUACGUGUCCUAUGUAUACUAUAUUUUGGAAUGCACCGUAUUACAAUCUCACGAUUCUAUUCGAUAGUCAUUUAUUAAAACCUUAUGAGCUCUGUGUUACACCUGUUAGAUGCACAAAAGCGUUUCGUACAAACGAAGAGGACCAAGAAAUAUCGGUUGAUUGGGAUUUAACAAGUUUAGAACCCGUCUGUUUUGGAACAAAACGCAUGGAUAGGCCAACAAUGAAAUUUCGCUUUGAUGCGCAACAUCAGACACGUUGUCGAAGAACAUUUAUUAAUUUUCACUACAUAGUGUAA